Olea europaea var. sylvestris is the source of this 1672-nucleotide messenger RNA. Its product is annotated as patellin-6. NCBI's taxonomy places the organism in Eukaryota, Viridiplantae, Streptophyta, Magnoliopsida, Lamiales, Oleaceae. The record is from RefSeq and is a predicted model, not a curated record. Bases 224 to 1495 code for a protein of 423 amino acids. Gene Ontology annotation, molecular function: lipid binding. The transcript is spliced from 4 exons.
CUGCUUUUCAAAGUUCACAUUUCACAUUCAAAAUCUUCAAACUGCAACCGCUCUGCCCUGCUCAAUCAUGUCACCUCGACAACAAUAAUUUAUACAUCCAACCAUUUUCAUCCUUUUUCUCUCUGUUUUGUCCUUGAUCACUUUCUCUAGUUCUUGUUCACACUACCAAACUGCAUUUUUAAACAAAGAUUUUCAUUUGGGCUUUCAUUUUUAGUCUCAAGAAAUGGAAGCCACAUCUCCUAUUUCUGUGCAACAAAGUCUUAAUCUUCUAGAUCAGACUCCUGAGUUUUCCCCAAAGCCAUCACCUUUGAAGAAAAAUUUUGUUACUUCUUUAAUGGAAGCAGCCACAUUGAGAACCCCUUCUUUUAAAGAAGAUACAUACUUCAUUUCCCACCUCAAAGCAUCUGAAAAGAAGGCUCUCCAGGAGCUUAAGGAUAAGCUCAUGGCUGCCUCAAAUGGGCCUGAUUCUAUGUGGGGCAUUCCACUCUUGGGAGGUGAUGAAAGGGCUGAUGUUAUUCUCUUGAAAUUCCUUCGUGCAAGGGAAUUUAAAGUUCAAGAUUCACUUAGUAUGUUGCAGAAGUGUCUUUCUUGGAGAAAAGAUUUUGAGGCUGAUGGCAUUGUGGAAGAAGAUUUGGGGUUUAAGGAGCUUGAAGGUGUUGUGGCUUAUAUGCACGCUUAUGACAGAGAGGGACAUCCAGUUUGCUACAAUGCUUAUGGGGUUUUCAAAGACAGAGAAAUGUAUGAGAGGGUUUUUGGGGAUGAUGAUAAGCUUAAGAAAUUCUUGAGAUGGAGAGUUCAAGUUCUUGAAAGAGGUAUUAAAUUACUGCAUUUUAAACCUGGUGGGAUUAACUCCAUUAUUCAGGUAACUGAUCUCAAAGACAUGCCCAAAAGAGAGCUCAGAGUUGCCUCGAAUCACAUUUUAUCUCUCUUUCAAGAUAAUUACCCUGAAAUGGUAGCGCGCAAGAUCUUUAUCAAUGUGCCAUGGUACUUUAGUCUGCUGUAUUCAAUGUUCAGUCCAUUUCUCACUCAAAGAACAAAGAGCAAAUUUGUGAUAUCCAAGGAAGGAAAUGUUGCUGAGACACUUUACAAGUUUAUUAGGCCAGAGGAUGUCCCUGUUCAAUAUGGUGGACUGAGUCGACCCAGUGAUGUCCUUAAUAGUCCACCAAAACCAGCAUCCGAGUUCACUGUCAAAGGUGGAGAGAAAGUCAACAUACAAAUUGAGGGCAUUGAGGCCGGUGCAACAAUAUCAUGGGACAUAGUAGUUGGUGGCUGGGAAUUGGAAUACAGUGCUGAAUUUGUCCCCAAUGCAGAAGGUAGCUACACCGUUGCUGUGGAGAAACAGAGAAGGAUGGCAGCCAACGAAGACGCAAUUCACAACUCGUUUACGGCCAGAGAAGCCGGAAAAAUGGUUCUUUCCGUCGAUAACACCGCCUCCCGCAAAAGAAAAGUUGCUGCUUAUCGAUAUCUCGUCCGAAAGUCCACAUCAAUAGUGUAGAAUCAAGAAAGAAUUGUCUGUUUCUUUGUUCUUUUUGGGCUCUUUUGUUUGUGUCUUUUUCUUUUUAACCUGCUUCUCUUUUGUGGGGAGUUUAAAUGCCCUGCAUAAUCUACGCCUAAUAGUACUGUACUCUAAAUGAUCUCUUUAUAUUAAUGGGGUUGUGACCUUCACAGUCUA